Cornus florida is the source of this 1906-nucleotide messenger RNA. RefSeq names its product serine/threonine-protein kinase AGC1-7-like. The transcript is spliced from 3 exons. Bases 211 to 1602 code for a protein of 463 amino acids. The record is from RefSeq and is a predicted model, not a curated record. Gene Ontology annotation, molecular function: ATP binding; protein serine/threonine kinase activity. Gene Ontology annotation, biological process: protein phosphorylation. Gene Ontology annotation, cellular component: cytoplasm; plasma membrane; nucleus. NCBI's taxonomy places the organism in Eukaryota, Viridiplantae, Streptophyta, Magnoliopsida, Cornales, Cornaceae.
CCCACACUUCCCGUACAUUUUCCUCCUCCUGAGUCUCCUUUUCUAUCGUCAGAGAGGAAAGAAGAGAGUACCAAAAGCAGGAAUUUCAAAUUUUAUGAAAUUUUACCAUUCCCAGAGGAUAAAGAAAAGACCAAUUGCAUACCAACAAAUACAGCUACAAAGACUGGUACCAGUUCUACUACUAUUCCAUGCCCAUUGCCAAGUUCAAAGAUGUUUGCAAACUCUGAACUCUUGACGGCAACAUCAACAGGGGCAGCAGAGACAGUACCAGGUAGUCAAUUGGUCACUGGCCAUGGUCAAGGAAUUGGAAAUAGCGCCCGUAGUGACAGCUUAGAGAGCUCCAGUGCACACUUUAAGCCUCAUACUGGUGGUGAUGUUGGAUGGGAUGCCAUCAAUUCAGUUUGUUCCAAAGAUUCCCCUCUUGGUCUCAGCCACUUGCGACUCCUGAAGCGGCUAGGAUAUGGAGACAUUGGAAGUGUCUAUCUUGUUGAACUCAGGGGAACCGAGACUUACUUUGCCAUGAAAGUUAUGGACAAGGGGUCCCUUGCAAGUAGAAACAAGCUACUUCGUGCUCAAACAGAAAGGGAGAUUCUUGGUCUUCUGGACCAUCCUUUUCUGCCUACUUUAUAUGCAUAUUUUGAGACUGAAAAGUUCUAUUGCUUGGUUAUGGAGUUCUGCAGUGGUGGUAAUCUCCAUACCCUUCGACAGAAGCAGCCCAACAAGCAUUUCACUGAGGAAGCUGCUCGGUUUUAUGCAUCAGAGGUGCUGUUGGCACUUGAGUAUCUGCACAUGCUAGGCAUUGUGUACAGGGAUCUGAAACCAGAAAAUGUGCUGGUGAGGGAAGAGGGUCAUAUUAUGCUCUCUGACUUUGACCUAUCACUUCGUUGCUCUGUCAAUCCAACUCUUGUCAAGUCUUCAUCUGUACACGUAGGCGGUGGCAGUGGUGUUGCUGGCGGAAUUUUAGAUGACAAGUAUGCUGUGCAUGGUUGUAUCCAACCAUCAACUUUUCUCCCCCGCAUCUUACCUAAGAAGAAUCGCAAAUCUAAAUCAGAUUUUGGUCUCUUUGUUGGAGGCUCCCUCCCAGAACUAAUGGCAGAGCCCACUAAUGUGCGCUCCAUGUCAUUUGUUGGGACACACGAAUAUCUAGCCCCAGAGAUUAUACGUGGAGAGGGUCAUGGCAGUGCAGUGGACUGGUGGACCUUUGGUAUCUUCUUAUAUGAGCUAUUGCACGGGACAACCCCUUUCAAGGGUUCAGGAAACCGUGCCACCCUUUUCAAUGUUGUAGGUCAGCCAUUAAGAUUUCCAGACACUCCACAAGUGAGUCCUAUGGCACGCGAUCUAAUACGUGGACUCUUGGUGAAAGAACCAGAUAAGCGAAUUGCGUAUAAAAGGGGUGCUACAGAAAUAAAACAACACCCAUUCUUUGAGGGGGUGAACUGGGCUCUUGUGAGGAGUGCCAUCCCUCCUCACAUACCUGAACCUGUAGACUUCGGACAUAUUGCUAGUAAAGGGGCAGCCCAAGCGGAUAAGAAAAUGGCAGAAAUUGGAGUUGAUAAAAACAAGAGUAGAUCUAAUGAUUAUGUGGAUUUUGAAUACUUUUAGGAUUUGGGGUUCAUACUUGGAUGAUUCUAUACAUUUUUUCAGUGUUUUAUGCUUUGUACAAAGAGGAAAAUAAAUAAAAACUUUUUGAUCGAAAAAUCAUUAUAUGGAGGAAACAGUUAUCAGUUUACUUGAGACAAGGAGGACAAAGUAUUAUGUAUGCUGGGUGGAUUGAUUAGUCAAUUGUCUUUAGCUUAUUAAUUUUAGAAGCAUAUCAUUUUGUACAAUCUUUAGUUGAGGUUUGUCUUUCAGGCUUGCGACGCUAUGGAAGAAAAUGAUUUUAGGAUCAACAGCUUAUUAUCGUUCA